Messenger RNA from Zasmidium cellare ATCC 36951, 1578 nucleotides. RefSeq lists its product as uncharacterized. NCBI's taxonomy places the organism in Eukaryota, Fungi, Ascomycota, Dothideomycetes, Mycosphaerellales, Mycosphaerellaceae. The coding region runs from base 1 to 1578 and encodes 525 amino acids. Gene Ontology annotation, biological process: amino acid transmembrane transport. The transcript has 5 exons. Gene Ontology annotation, molecular function: amino acid transmembrane transporter activity. The record is from RefSeq and is a predicted model, not a curated record. Gene Ontology annotation, cellular component: membrane.
AUGGGCGUCUUCGACAAGUUCGUCGGCACAGAGAAAGAGACUGAGGUCCAAGUCUACAAUGACAACACCUACGAGGUCCAGGAAGGCAUUGUCUCCGAGAACAAGGACGACCUCCAGCGAAGACUGGGAAAUAGGGAAAUACAACUUCUUGCCAUAGGUGGUUCCAUCGGUACUGCUCUCUUCGUCAGCAUUGGCUCAGGUCUGCAUCAUGCUGGACCAGCCGGUCUCUCCCUUGCCUAUACGAUAUAUUCUUGUAUGUUAGGCCUGAUCAACAACUGCAUCUCGGAAAUGACGAUCUUGAUGCCUGUCUGGUGGUUUUAUUCGUCUCGCGGGUCACUGGCACUGCUCAUUCCCUUUGAGAUCACUGCCCUGUGCACCGUUCUUGGAUUCUGGCGCGAUGACAUUCCAGCUGGAGCCGUGAUUGCAGUAGCCAUCGUCCUCUAUGCUGCCCUGAACAUUCUUGCAGUCAAGGCCUAUGGAGAGGCUGAAUUCUGGCUCUCAGGAGGCAAAGUCAUCUUGAUCUUCCUGCUGUUCUCCUUCACAUUCGUUACGAUGUGUGGCGGAAACCCCCAAGGCGAUGCCUACGGUUUCCGCUAUUGGAAUCACCCCGGGCCCUUCGCAGAGUACCUUUCGACUGGCGAUCUUGGACGUUUCGAAGGCUUCCUCGCCGGUCUCUGGUCGGCCUCCUUCUGCGUUGUCGGCCCGGAGUACAUCUCCAUGGUAGCAGCUGAGGCCAAGCGACCACGCAUCUACAUCAAGAAUGCGUUCAAGACCGUGUACUGGAGAUUCGGACUCUUCUUUAUCCUGGGCUCUCUUUGCGUUGGAGUGCUCAUCCCCUACAACGACCCUACUCUGACCGCAAUUCUGUCGGGAGACAGCACCGGAAGCGGCACUGCAUCUGCUUCUCCAUAUGUCAUCGCCAUGAAGAAUCUUGGAGUGUCUGGGUUGCCUCACCUUGUGAACGCUCUUCUGGUUACUAGUCGCGCACCAAAGUUCCUGCGAUACUGCACCAAGCAGGGAGUGCCGCUCGCCUGCUUCUGCGUUGUCAUGUGCUUCCCUUGUCUCGCAUUCUUGCAGUUGGGCUCCGGUUCUGAGAAGGUUCUCACCUGGCUCGUCAACCUCAUCACUGCUGGCGGCAUCAUCAACUACGUCGUCAUGGCGACUACCUACAUCUUCUUUUACAACGCCUGCAAGGCCGAAGGACUCGAUCGCCGCACGCUGCCAUACCGCGGAUGGUUCCAGCCUUACUCGGCCUACAUCGGGUUGGCAUGGAUGCUAAUUAUGGUGUUUUGUUAUGGCUAUUCGUCGUUCAAGCCAUGGUCCGUCGACAGCUUUUUUACAUUUUAUACAAUGUUGAUCCUAGCCCCCGUAUUGUUCGUCGGCUGGAAGUUGAUCAAGCGCACGAAGUUCGUCAAGGCCUCUGAGGCUGACCUCGUGUGGGAACGCCCACUCGUCGAUGCGUACGAAGAGACCUUCAUCGACCCACCAGUUGGCUUCUGGAAGGAGAUGAUCCAGGUGGUUGGCAUCGGCCGUAAGAAGGGCGGUAAUGACAGGAGGCGAAGCAGUGUUGCCGCUUAG